Phytophthora nicotianae INRA-310 is the source of this 123-nucleotide messenger RNA. RefSeq lists its product as hypothetical. The annotation marks the transcript as partial. NCBI's taxonomy places the organism in Eukaryota, Oomycota, Peronosporomycetes, Peronosporales, Peronosporaceae. The transcript has a single exon. The record is from RefSeq and is a predicted model, not a curated record.
AUGACGCGCCUGAAGAACGACGUGGCCAAGAAGUUCCGUCUUCCAUCGAUGCCCAAACUCGUGGCCACAGCGUCUAGACUUGCUGUCGUUGUACGUGCACUUACAUUUCGAGCAUCAAGAGCU